Messenger RNA from Sporothrix schenckii 1099-18, 372 nucleotides. RefSeq lists its product as uncharacterized. The record is from RefSeq and is a predicted model, not a curated record. The transcript is spliced from 2 exons. Bases 1 to 372 code for a protein of 123 amino acids. Lineage: Eukaryota; Fungi; Ascomycota; Sordariomycetes; Ophiostomatales; Ophiostomataceae.
AUGUCGGCUAGCUGCACCGGUGCUUCAUUGAAUUCUUCGUUCUUUGCUCUUUCGCGCUUGGCUGGCAUUGACGAGCCUGCUAUCCUCGCCAUCCUCACCAUCGUCUCAUGGGUUUUCAUAUCAACUGUCAAGUAUGUCAUCGGCACAGUGGUCACCAUUGCCGUUCGGCCCUCGCUCAUUGGCGGAGAAUAUUUCGUCCUUCCGGCGAAACUAUCAAUGUUCUUGGGGGCCUUAGCGUGUGGAGCAGUAGGCCAGCCUCGCAUGGCUCCAGUUUGGUUUCCUCACGAGGUUGAGGCCAUUUGGUCGUUUUGGAUUCUUUGGCGUCCCCGGGCAUCCCGUUCGGGAAAGGGAACCAUCCGACGACGCACUUGA